Molecule: messenger RNA, 5057 nt
Organism: Micropterus salmoides (largemouth bass)
Lineage: Eukaryota; Metazoa; Chordata; Actinopteri; Centrarchiformes; Centrarchidae
Gene: tpcn1
Product: two pore segment channel 1
Exons: 26
Coding region: 1978-4473 (831 amino acids)
Biological process (GO): monoatomic ion transport; transmembrane transport
Cellular component (GO): lysosomal membrane; endosome membrane
Molecular function (GO): monoatomic ion channel activity; voltage-gated channel activity
Source: RefSeq, a predicted model, not a curated record
UCAGGUGGUCAUACUACAUUUAUGACUUGAUGAUGCAUUGUUUUUGUACUUAAUAAAAGUAUUAGUAUUCUGUAGUGUUGUGACAAACACGUAUUGGACAUGUAAUUACAACGGUAUAUAUGUUGUGAUAUGAAGUUAAGGUUCCUCUACUUACCUGAUUUGUGCAGUCUGAAGCCAUUUAAUGUUGUUGACAGUCAGCUGAGUGUGUGCUGCACGUCCAGGCCGUACUGCUUUAAUGGAGAAAGAGACUGUGUUAGUGUGUGUGCGUGCUUGCAGUAUGUAUGGGUAUCCAUGCAUCCACUCAACAUAGUAAUCCUGCUGCCUUUGUAUUCCUCACAUAUAAGCUACAAAAUGACCCAUCUGGGAAACUGCUGCCUCAGCAAGCCAUGCACCCACCUCCCUCCCCCCCAGCCCCUCCCUGGUGCUCAUGGGCAGCAUGUGUGUGUUGUGUGUGUGAAUGUCUGCAGCCUGUGUGCAAGUGUGUCUGUGUGUGUGAGCCUGCUGGAUCAUUUUCUCUGGCUCUGGAGGUGAACAGGAAGAGGAGAGGAGUUUUUUUUUUUCUCAGGAUAUCUGGGAGGGGUGGACAAGGAGGAAGUACCCAGCUGUUCUUGCCGAUUGCUGUUGGAUCUUUCUAUAAAGAGAGGGACUUUGAACCUGGACACUGAGAAAGAAGGCUGCGUUGUAUCACCUCAGUGACAAAUCGCAAGCUUGGAUAGAAGUUUGGAGUUCAGUUUUAUUCCUGGUGGUCGGAACCCUUCAGAUCACCACAAAACUCGAUUUUAUUUGUCCUGGGAGAAACACUCCUGGCUGCUGAGCCUGUUUGUGUUUAUGUGAGCCUGAGCGCACUGUGUUUUUGACUGGGAGCUCCAAACAUGUUAUUGUCCUCAAACAAAUGAGGGGUCGGAAUAGCGCACGGCAGAUACGGGGUGAACUCCAGUCAGGAAAACAGCCAGGCUGCCGUUGGACUGGAAUUUGAUCUUCACACUUCAGCUCAAUCUGCUGCUGUCCUGGUGGACGGGAAAAGUCUGUGACUGCUUUUCAGAAACACAGUUGGUCUCCACUACAUAUUAUUCCAAGAACUCGUGUCUGAAGCUGAAUCAUGUGAUGUACAGUGCGUGGGAGGAGCACCUGCAUAGACUCAAACAGGACUAAAAUAUGCAGCUGCAGAAAGACACAUGGAGGGAUUGCUUAUUCAAGAAAGAAUCUGUGACUUAUAUUUAUGAGAUAUCCUGCCUGAUCUGUAAAUUCAGGUUACUUUUGAGUUAAUUUUCUAGACAGUGGCAGGUUUAAGAACAAAGUACCUGUGUAGUAUCUGUGUCAUUUAACAGUCCUAAUUACCUAAUUUUGCGUUAAGUCGUAAAAUGGCAUGCUGCUUUCUCAGUGUUAUUAGAUAUCUGUAUGUCUUCCCUGUCUUUUGAAGUUGUAGUAUUUGAUUAACUCCUAGUGUGGUUUAUCUGUCUCGUCUGUUCUAUCUGGCAGGAAGGAGGCAUAAUAGUCAAUGUGACAUCAGUGCAGACAUGCCUCUUUCUUGCUGACUGGCAGAACAGGGUUCAAAAUUCAAACUCUAUUCAUAAGACAGGAGGAUAAUUUCAGUGUGCAAGUGUUUUCAGUCACAUUUCACUGUCACUGGUGACAGUGUCUCUAGACACUUUUUCCAAAAGAAGGAACCGGUUGUCAAAGAAGUACUGAACUUUGUUUGUAUUGCCAAUAGUUUUGAAUGGUGUUCUGUCUCCAGGGCCACUUUAACUUCCAUCUUGGACUGGAUAUUUCUGGAUCUGUGAGGACUUGCAUCCACACUUCCCUUGUGACUGUGUUUCUGGAGUUUGCAUCAGGCCUGAGUGAAAUGUUUGGCCAUCUGUAUCUCCAGAUGUGUGUGGAUGCUGGAACAAGACCAGCGUACUGUGAAUGACACACACACAUUGUGCUGUGGACUUAAGAGACCUUAAUACGUUCACGCAGGCAAAUCCAAACUGAUCAAUGGAGUGCUUAUGUGGGCAGGCAGCUGAUUUCCAUGAAGAUCAGACCCAUAACGAGAAUCCAGUAGUGAUCUCCUCCUAUUCCUCACAGUUAGACCUAGACUGCAUUGAUGGAGGAGGCAAUUAUGACAUAGUGAACAACGCUGUGAUCUCAACACCUGGGCCACAAAACUACAGAGCCCAAAAUGUGUCCUUACGGCAAAGCUGGGAGAUGAACUACCAAGAGGCAGCCAUCUACCUGCAGGAGGGAGAGAACAAUGAUAAGUUCUUCACCCAUCCUCGAAACCCAAAGGCACUGGCAGCAUACCUGUUUGCCCACAACCACCUGUUCUACUUAAUGGAGCUGCUGACAGGGCUGCUGCUGAUGAUGCUGUCGCUGUGUGAAGCUCCCGCUGUUCCUUCCCUGCGCCUGGAUGUCUAUGUCCAUGCCACCCUGGAGCUGCUGGCUUUGGUAAUGGUGGCAUUUGAGCUAUGCAUGAAACUCCGCUGGUUAGGCUUCCACACCUUCAUACGACACAAGAGGACCAUGGUGAAGACGUGUGUGUUGCUGCUCCAGUUCGUGGAGGCCAUAGUGGUUCUGGUCAGACAGACGUCUCAUGUGCGAGUGACUAGAGCGCUCAGACCAAUUUUCCUGGUGGACUGUAGAUACUGUGGUGCAGUGCGCAGAAAUUUGCGUCAGAUCUUCCAGUCCCUCCCACCUUUUAUUGAUAUCCUCCUACUGCUGCUCUUCUUCAUGGUUAUAUUUGCUAUAUUGGGUUUCUGCCUCUUCUCUCCAAACACAGCUGACCCGUACUUCAGCACUCUGGAGAACAGCCUCGUCAGUCUGUUUGUGCUGCUGACCACAGCAAAUUUCCCUGAUGUGAUGAUGCCAGCAUACUCCAAGAACCGCUGGUCCUGUGUUUUCUUCAUUGUUUACCUCUCCAUAGAGCUCUAUUUCGUCAUGAACCUGCUGUUGGCAGUGGUGUUUGAUACGUUUAAUGAUGUUGAGAAGAUGAAGUUUAAAUCUCUUUUGCUUCACAAACGCUCCGCUAUUGACCACGCCUUUCAGCUGUUAGUGAGCCGGCAGAGGCCAAUGGGUGUGUCACUGAAACAGUUUGAUGGUCUGAUGCGAUUUUAUAGACCACGGAUGUCUGCAAGAGAUCGCUUCCUUACAUAUAAAGCUCUUAAUACCUCAGGGGCUCCUAUGCUCAGUCUGCAGGACUUUUACAAAUUCUAUGAGGUCACUGGCCUUAAAUGGAAGGCUCGACGCAGUGGAGAACAUUGGUUUGAUGACCUUCCACACACGACCUUUCUCAUUUUCAAAGGCAUCAACUUGCUUGUGAAGUCAAAGGCCUUCCAGUAUACCAUGUAUGUGGUGGUGGCCAUCAAUGGUGUGUGGAUCCUCGUGGAGACGUACAGGCUGAAUAGUGGAUUUUCCUGGUCCAGAUCAGUUCCCUGGAAUUACAUUGUUUUCCUGACCAUUUAUGGCGUAGAGGUGUUAUUGAAAAUUACAGGUUUGGGGCCGAUGGCUUAUUUCAGCUCUGGGUGGAAUCUGUUUGACUUCUCCGUGACCGUGUUUGCCUUCCUGGGCCUGAUUGCUCUUGCCUUUGAUAUGGAGCCAUUUUACUUUAUUGUAGUUCUCAGACCAUUUCAGCUGCUCCGGUUGUUUAAGAUAAAGCAGAGGUAUCGUAACGUGUUGGACACCAUGUUUGAGCUCUUUCCCAGGAUGGCCAGCCUGGGGUUGACCUUAAUCAUCUUCUACUACUCCUUUGCCAUUGUGGGGAUGGAGUUCUUCGCAGGCGUAGUUUACCCCAACUGCUGCAACACCAGCACAGUGGCAGACUCCUACAGACAGAUCAAUAUCACAUAUGGCAACAAAACCGUGUUGGAAGAAGGCUACUAUUAUCUCAAUAACUUCAACAACAUUCUCAGCAGCUUUGUGACUCUGUUUGAACUGACUGUGGUCAAUAACUGGUACAUUACCAUGGAAGGAGUAACUUCCAUGACAAACCACUGGAGCCGGCUCUACUUCAUGACCUUUUACAUAGUUACCAUGGUUGUGAUGACAAUCAUUGUGGCGUUCAUUCUGGAUGCGUUCGUGUUCCGCAUGAACUACAGCCGCAAAAACCGGGAACCACUGGAGAACCCAGAGGAUGAGAACGGGAUAGUGUUUGAAGUAGAGGUGAGUCGUGAUGAAGCUCUGGCCACACUGGAGCUUUACAAACAGACCUGCCCAGGACUGUCCUCCCUCAACUCUUUACAGGGAGUCCUACAAAGUAUGGACAGGGGCGGGCACUCGUCUCUGGUGUACCUAGGCCGGAGGUCUCGGACAAAGAGUGACCUCAGCAUGAAAAUGUAUGAGGAGGAGAUACAGGAGUGGUAUGCAGAGUAUUCAAGGGAAAACCUGCCUCAGCCAGACCAAGGGCUGGUGCGGGAACUGGACAGUCUCGUCUCUGACCUGUCUUCCUUCCCAGAGCCUCAGCUCAACUCACAGACUGGACCUCACAGCAUCAACUAACGCACAGUCUACAAGUAGUACACACGCACCACCAUCUCAGCAUUUCUUAAAUGCUAAGAAACCCCAUCACUCCAGGUCUUCUCCAAUUCCACCACGCUCCCCGUUUGCCACAGUGGGAAACUGGUCGGGAGGCCUUUUGGACUGAUGUGAUUGUAAGACUAAUUUAUGAUGCCUCCUUCCUGGAGCCGUCACUACAGACAGAAAAACAGAAGUACAGGUCUGUUGCUCGAGCAGGCGAAGUUUUUUCAGAGACUGCAACAAAUACUACCAGAGAGCCUGUACUACCACAGUAUGUUAUGUACAUGUACUGCUGUAGGCCUCUUGUGACCUCUUGUAAAUCAUGUAGUACUUAAACCUGAUGCCUUAGUUCAGUGGCUCAUCUGAUCAGUAUUAACAGAGAAUAUUUCCACAAGUCCUUUAAAGACCAAAAAACAAUUACACUCCUUUUAGUUAAACCCAACAAAACAGUUAUGGUGUAUCUCCUAACUCAUGUCUCAGACUAUUUUACUUUUCUAUAACUUCUUAUUCUGUAAUGUGUUUGAGUUAGUUAAUAAGAGAUUUUAUUAAACUGUUCAAACUGUCAA